Messenger RNA from Setaria italica (foxtail millet), 2751 nucleotides. RefSeq names its product fimbrin-4. The coding region runs from base 181 to 2304 and encodes 707 amino acids. Gene Ontology annotation, biological process: actin filament bundle assembly; actin filament network formation. The transcript is spliced from 15 exons. Gene Ontology annotation, molecular function: actin filament binding. Gene Ontology annotation, cellular component: actin filament; actin filament bundle; cytoplasm. Lineage: Eukaryota; Viridiplantae; Streptophyta; Magnoliopsida; Poales; Poaceae. The record is from RefSeq and is a predicted model, not a curated record.
UCCACCACUUUCCCUCUGCGCCCCGGCCCCCACGAAAUCUGGAGACCUGGACGCCAUUGCUCGCUAGCCUUUUCCGUCAAGCGCAAGGAAACCGCGCGCCACCACGGGAGGGAGGGAUUGCCGUGACCAAUUCGAAAGCCGCUGCGGGCGCGGGCGGAGUCGGGCCGCGGAGGUGGGGAGAUGUCCGCCGGAUUCGUCGGGGUCGUCGUGUCCGACCCCUCGCUGCAGGGGCAGUUCACGCAGGUCGAGCUCCGAUCGCUCAAGGCCAAGUUCGUGUCUCUGAAGAGAGAUUCCGGCCAUGUCACCACGAAGAAUCUGCCGGGGCUGAUGAAGAAGCUGAGGGGGCUCAAUGAGGUGGUCUCCGAGGAGGAGAUCGCCGCCUUCCUGUCGGAGUCGUACCCCGACAGCGAUCAGGAGAUUGAGUUCGAGUCCUUCCUCCGGGAGUAUCUGAAUCUGCAGGCGAGGGUGAGUGCCAAGGUAGGUGGUGGUGCUGGUGGUGGGGGUGGCAAGACCUCAUCGUCGUUCCUCAAGUCCAGCACCACUACGCUGCUGCACAAUCUCAAUCAGGCAGAGAAAUCGUCCUACGUGGCGCACAUCAACACUUAUCUCCGCGAAGACCCAUUUCUGAGGAAGUACUUGCCAAUCGACCCGUCUGGAAACCAGCUUUUUGAUCUGAUCAGGGAUGGUGUUCUGCUCUGCAAAUUGAUCAAUGUAGCUGUACCUGGGACCAUUGAUGAGAGAGCAAUAAAUAAGAAAAGAGUUCUUAAUCCAUGGGAGAGAAAUGAAAAUCAUACACUCUGCCUCAAUUCUGCCAAGGCCAUUGGAUGCACUGUUGUCAACAUUGGUACACAGGAUUUGGUGGAGGGAAGGCCUCAUUUAGUUCUUGGAUUGAUAUCACAAAUCAUAAAGAUUCAACUUUUGGCUGAUCUGAACCUCAAGAAGACACCGCAGCUGGUGGAAUUGUUUGAUGAUAGCAAGGAUAUAGAUGAGGUUUUGAGCUUGUCACCAGAAAAGAUGCUACUUCGGUGGAUGAACCAUCAUCUGAAAAAAGCUGGCUACAAGAAAACUGUUAACAAUUUCUCUUCAGAUGUGAAGGAUGGUGAAGCCUAUGCUUACCUUCUGAAAGCUCUUGCUCCAGAGCAUUCCCCUGAAACUACAUUGGAUACCAAGGAUCCCGAUGAGAGGGCAAAACUGGUACUUGAACAAGCGGAGAAGUUGGACUGUAAAAGAUACCUGACCCCAAAGGAUAUCACCGAGGGAUCUGCCAAUUUAAAUCUUGCAUUUGUUGCGCAAAUAUUCCAGCAUAGGAAUGGUCUAACGAGUGACACCAAACAAGUUACGCUCACACAGACGGCAACACGUGAUGAUGUUCUAUUGUCUAGAGAAGAAAGAGCCUUCAGAAUGUGGAUCAACAGCCUUGGGGUUGAAUCAUAUGUAAACAAUGUAUUUGAAGAUGUUCGCAAUGGGUGGGUACUUCUUGAAGUACUUGAUAAGGUUUCUCCUGGAUCUGUCAAUUGGAAGCUGGCAUCAAAACCUCCAAUUAAAUUGCCAUUCAGAAAACUGGAGAAUUGCAAUCAAGUUGUAAAAAUCGGGAAGGAGUUAAAGUUUUCUUUAGUAAAUCUAGCUGGGAAUGAUAUUGUUCAGGGAAACAAGAAACUGAUUGUUGCACUUUUGUGGCAAUUGAUGAGAUUCAAUAUCCUUCAGCUGUUAAACAAGCUAAGAUUCCAUUCCCAAGGGUCCCAAGGAAAAGAAAUUACUGAUGCUGAUAUUCUAAACUGGGCCAACAGCAAAGUGAAAGCAUCAGGAAGAACUUCUCGAAUGGAAAGUUUCAAGGACAAGAGCUUAUCGAAUGGAUUGUUCUUCCUUGAGCUUCUUAGCGCAGUACAGCCAAGGGUUGUGAACUGGAAAGUUGUUACUAAGGGGGAAGCUGAUGAGGACAAGAAGCUGAAUGCUACCUACAUCAUUAGUGUUGCUAGGAAGCUUGGAUGCUCUGUAUUUCUGUUGCCAGAGGACAUCAUAGAGGUGAAUCAGAAGAUGAUCCUUACACUUACCGCUAGCAUUAUGUAUUGGAGCCUACAGAAACAACCUCAGUCACAAUCUGAAAUGCCAGAGCAAUCAGAGCCAUCUAGCAUGACUUCAGAUGCAGCCUCUGAUAUUGCCUCGGAGGAUGGAGCUUCAACGACUGCGCCAUCUGAGUCCGAAGAGGUGAACUCGCUGUCUGAUAGCAUGUCCAAUUUGACAACGGAUGAUGCUACUUCGAACGCCCCAUCUACCGAAAAUGGAAAUGGUGUGGCAGGAUCCUGAUGGUUAUGCAGCUGCAGUUCUUUUUCCACACAGUCCUGGUUUUUAAUAGAGGGAAUAGUGCUUUCGUUUCCCAAAGUCUUCGCUACCAGAAGUGAUUUUUUUUACUACUUCUGCUUCCUGUGUAUGGUAGCUUGAUAGAUACAACAAAUGCAGAUAGAUAUAGAUGCCGUUUGUUCAUUGGAUUCGCUUCAUAUCUUACUAUAGGGGAAAAAAGAUAUAGUAUAUGCUGCUGGAUGGGUAUUUUUUGUAUUGCUGGUAUACACCCAUGAAAAUCUUAUGUGCUUCUGUAUCUGGUCGGUCAAUUCGUUCAUCUGUUCCUUGGACUAGUAGUCAUUAUGUACUACUUGGUGGCCAUCAUCUAUUGUAAUGCGUUGGUAUUCUGAUGAAACAUGCCUGUACAUAACAUACUUUAAAAAGGUUUUGCCCUGCCCAGGAUUUUUUUGUAAA